Sporothrix brasiliensis 5110 is the source of this 2187-nucleotide messenger RNA. RefSeq lists its product as uncharacterized. Lineage: Eukaryota; Fungi; Ascomycota; Sordariomycetes; Ophiostomatales; Ophiostomataceae. The record is from RefSeq and is a predicted model, not a curated record. The coding region runs from base 1 to 2187 and encodes 728 amino acids. The transcript has a single exon.
AUGAGGCUCCUUCACGCGGCAUCGCUGAAGUUCAAGGACUUUCCUGACUCUGCUACCAUCCCACCGUACGCCAUUCUGUCGCACACAUGGGAGGACAAGCAAGAGGUCACCCUGCAAGACAUGUCCUCGCCCUACCUGACCGACAAGAAGGGCUACGCCAAGAUCACGUCGACCUGCACACUGGCACUCCAGCGCGGCCUCGAGUGGGCUUGGAUCGACACGUGCUGCAUCGACAAGACCAACAACACGGAGCUGACCGAGUCCAUCAACUCCAUGUUCAACUGGUACCAGUGCGCCGCAGUCUGCUUUGUGCACCUGGUCGACCUCGAUGCGUCACCGUCCGCUCGUGUCUCGUCGGACAAUGACGGCGGCAACAAUGCCGAGGACGGCCACUCACACCGCGACUACGUCUACAACCAGAUCCGACGCUGUGCAUGGUUCAGGCGCGGCUGGACCCUCCAGGAGCUCUUGGCGCCCCAUAUGGUCGAGUUUUACGACGCGCGCUGGUCACCCAUCGGCUCCAAGAUCGACUUGGCGCCCUUGCUGGCCGACAUCACGCACAUCCCCGUGCCGGCCAUUCUCGGCGAAGAGCGCCUCAGCAGCUACUCGACGGCCCAACGCAUGGCCUGGGCAUCGCAGCGCGUCACCACGAAGGUCGAGGACCUGGCCUACUGCUUGCUGGGUCUGUUUGACGUCUACAUGCCCCUGAUCUACGGCGAGGGCCGGCGCGCCUUCCAGCGUCUGCAGGAGGAGAUCAUCAAGCGCACCACGGACCUGACGCUGUUUGCCUGGAUGCCCUCAGACGCCGCGGCAGGCGACGACCUGCCGUCCACACAACCGGCUGGCCGGGAACCAUACAUGCCGCUGCUGGCUCCAUCGCCUGCGGAAUUUGAGCACUGCCACCAGCUGUCGCAGUUCCGUAACGACGAUUGCGAGUUUGCCGUGACCAACCGGGGCCUGCGCAUCUCCACGUAUCUCGUGCUGGUGCCACUGGCGCUGGACAUGGAAGACCACCGCACACAUGGCCACAGCCAUGCCCAUUCUCACAGCCACAGUCACAGCCGCAGUCCUGUGUACGGAGUCGACUCCGAGGUAGGCGGCGGCAGCAAUGUCAGUGGUGGCAGCAGCAGCCCACCCAUCGGGACGACUGGGUCGACCCGCCGAAAGCCGACGGCCGUGCAGUACACGCGAUACCGCUAUGUGCUGAGCGUCGGCUUCGCGCGCGGUGCCGCGUCCGAGAUUGGCAUCUCACUAAAGAAGGUCGGGCCGGGCCUGUUUCUGCGUGACGCCAAUCCUUCGCUGGCGUUCUUGUCCAAGAGCAAGCUCAAGUCCACCAACACGACCGAGAACCACUCGUUUUACAUUAUUAUGCACCCCAACACGGUCCCCACGGCCUCGGCCUCGGGCCGGUCGGCGCGCAAUGAGACGCUGUCGAUGGUGUCGGCCUCAUCGCCAACGCUGCCACCGGCACCGUCCGUGCUCGCCGGCGGGGGCGUCGAGUCGCCCCGUCUGUCGACCGCCCAGCUCCUGCUGCCGCACCACAGCCAACAACAGCAGCCGCCGACGGUGCCCACUACUUCGGCGGCGGCCGUCGCCGCCGCCACGGCCACGCUCACGGCCCACCAGAAGCUCUGCGCCGUCUACCACCCGCGCCUCUUCCCGCGCGGCAUGCACAUCCCCUACUUUGGCGACCGCCACAUCUACUUCAGCUCGUUCCCGCCGCAGUCGUGGGACGAGCGCACGCGCAUCUUCUGCCAGCCCGAGUCGCGCAACGACGUCGUCGCCUUUUCGUGCGCCAGCCGCCAGGGCCCCGACGGCCGCGACAACCUCUCCUUUGGCGUCCUCGUCGACUACCGCCUCAAGCGCGACGGCCCGCGCUGCCUCGUCAUCAACCGGCACGCGCUCGACAGCCGCUUUCUUUUUGUGCUCUCCAUGCGCCAGCAGGGCGAGCCUGUGCGCUGGUACGUCAUGGAAAACGAGCUGCCACAGAUCUCGGCGAGCACCAAUGUGCUGCGCAUGACCGUGGGGAGCAGCGCGCAGGCGGCCGCCGCAGCGGCGGGCCAGCCGAUCAACACGGCGACGACGCGGACGUACGAGGUGGUGGCAUCCAUCAUCGAGAGCCGGGUGCAGAUUGACGAGCACACCGUGAUGAUGCCCACCUUGGACAUUAAGAUCACCCGGGUGUGA